Helobdella robusta is the source of this 1146-nucleotide messenger RNA. RefSeq lists its product as hypothetical. NCBI's taxonomy places the organism in Eukaryota, Metazoa, Annelida, Clitellata, Rhynchobdellida, Glossiphoniidae. Bases 1 to 1146 code for a protein of 381 amino acids. The transcript is spliced from 2 exons. The record is from RefSeq and is a predicted model, not a curated record.
AUGAAAUCUAUUGAAAGUAACAAUAAAGAAAUAGAAGCGCUUAAACUGAAAUUAAGCAAGUUAAAUGAAACUUGGUCGAUAGAACAUACAGUUCCCGAUCGUACGCUCUCGUAUGCUGCUCAUCCCCGGAAAAAAGUUGAUCUAUCGGGCGCGAGGACUGCUUCGUCUCUCGGUGUCGCACCCGACCCCAAGCCUAGGUUGUCGACGCCCGCAUAUGUCUCCAGUGAUCCUCCUCUCGACCUGGAUCACUCUGGUGUUUUUGACAAGCUGACGGCCGUGCUGAAAUGUGUACCGGUGUACGACCAUAUCCCUAAGCCAUGCAGGGAGAAGUUCGCACAUGAUCUGAACGCCUUCCUGACGGCUGUUUGUAAUGACCCUGGUGAUCCGGCUCACUGUUUUUUCCCAUACGUCUUACAGAAGACUUCCAGAGGGGAUCGCCUGGUCAACCAGGGCAAUCUGGUCAACAAGCGUCUAAGCGAAUAUUCAACUAUUGGUCUUGAAACCCUGGUACUGUGCUUUGAUGGAUCACAAAAGCUUAACCCCGAUCGGUGGAUCAACGCUGUGUCAUCUUGUAUUGAACAGAGAAACCUGUCCUCGGCUGUCAGACAUGAUCUGAACGCCUUGCUGACGGCUGUUUGUAAUGACCCUGGUGAUCCGGCUCACUGUUUUGUUCCAUACGUCUUACAGAAGACUUCCAGAGGGGAUCGCCGGGUCAACCAGGGCAAUCUGGUCAACAAGCGUCUAAGCGAAUAUUCAAUUAUUGGUCUUGAAACCCUGGUACUGUGCUUUGAUGGAUCACAAAAGCUUAACCCCAAUCGGUGGAUGAACGCUGUGUCAUCUUGUAUUGAACAGGGAAACCUAUCCUCGGCUGUCAGACUUGUCUGUUCGCCGGAUGGCCUGACGGAGAGCUCGCCAGCCACUUUCAAUAAAUUUUGUUCCAUCCACCCAAAAAUUCCGGUGGACAGGCGGGUCUUCCCCGCAUUGGCACCAACGGCUGGUUGCGUUUCUCCCGCCGAGGUGCUGAGGGCCGUUAAAUCGUUCAAAAACGGUUCUUCCGGAGGCCUGGACGGCCUACGACCCCAGCAUCUUAAAGAUGUUUUUUCUGGCCCCUACAUACAUACAUCGACUAUGAUAUCGACUUUCUAG